This is a messenger RNA of Patiria miniata (bat star), 1165 nucleotides long. RefSeq names its product lysine-specific demethylase 8-like (gene kdm8). Gene Ontology annotation, cellular component: nucleus. The coding region runs from base 101 to 1165 and encodes 354 amino acids. Lineage: Eukaryota; Metazoa; Echinodermata; Asteroidea; Valvatida; Asterinidae. Gene Ontology annotation, molecular function: histone H3K36 demethylase activity. The transcript has 7 exons. The record is from RefSeq and is a predicted model, not a curated record.
GGCAGCGCCCAGUGGGAUCCGCGACUUUCAAAACGUCCUUGCAAAAUUCAAUUGAUCACGCUGUCUGCGCUGUCGUUGCCUAUGUGGCAGAUAUUGAAAGAUGGAGGGAUUUCCAAUGGCUCUAAGAGGAGUUCUUCCUAAGAAUGUCAAGGAAAUGGCUCUGGAAGAUCUUGCGCAGGAAGUAACUGGCCGUGCCCUAUGCCUCCUCCUUCAAGAGUGUGCCGACGAUUUCUUCCGAGGCGACAUCCCUCAAUCCCUGAACAAGUCCGAAGAGCUCUUGAGCUACACUUGGGAGAAACUCAACACGGGACAUUGGAAAGAUGUAGACAUAGCCUGGAGACAUGUCUACACAUACGCAUCACUUCUAAAAGCUAUGGGAAUCUGCAGAGAAUGUGAACAUGAGGAUAGGACGGAGGAUGCAAUCCAGGCUAGUUAUAAGAAAGCUCUUGAGGCAUGUGAUAUGGGUCUACUCAUGGGGGCUCCUGUGCUGGAUAACAUCUUGAGUCGAUUUGCUAGAGCCAUACAGACCACCUACAAGCCGCUAAAACCUGCAUCCUGCACAAGCAGAAUUCUGGAUCAGUCAGUAGAGCCCUCCCUGCCUCCCCAUCAAAUCCCAGCGAUCUCCAAACAGCAUGAGAUCCCUCGAGUCUUCUGCCCAUCACUCCUGAGUUUCCAGUCUCAGUACAUGCAGACGAAGACACCGGUCAUCAUACAGGGAGCAAUGGAGCACUGGCCGGCGUUGGGACUCAGAAAGUGGAGUUUGGAUUAUUUACGGCAAGUCGCAGGCAGUCGUACAGUCCCCAUUGAGCUCGGAGCCAAGUACACAGAUGAGGCGUGGUCACAGUCACUCAUGACAAUCUCCGACUUCAUCUCCAAAUACAUUGAGGGAAAGGAAUUAUCAAAGAGGAAAGGCCAAGUUGGAUAUCUGGCUCAACAUCAACUCUUCUACCAAGCUGAUAAGGACCUUCCACACUAUCCAAAAUCUCUUGUGUUGGACCCGGGUCCAACAAGGAUAUUUAGGGGAACCCGUUUUACGCUAGCAAGAAUCCAACAAGCCUUCUACAUGGGUCAAGCGCUCUUCACGGGUAAAAUCCAGGUCUGGAUCAGGGUUGAGAGGCUCUACCUGGGUAGAAAUCAAAAAUCUACGGCCGACUUCCCCAUGUAG